CUUCAUUCAACAUCCCCGCGUAAGCGUUCUGUUUCAAUGUCGUUGCAAGCGGCCCCGAGAGUCUGCAUCGUUGGUGCAGGGCCUUGCGGCCUUGCCACCCUCAAGGCCUUCAAAGACUAUCCUCACACUCGCUCCUGGGAUGUCGUCGCAUUCGAGGCAAAAACUGACGUCGGCGGAGUUUGGGUCCCUGACCCACAUCCUCCCGUUCCGCCGUCCCAUUCCGGUGAAGCGAGCGGCAACAUCCCAUCCUCACCCAUCUAUGAUUCUCUAACAACCAACUUGCCCCACCAUAUCAUGGCCUUCUACACGCACGCGUUCCCAGACACCGAGAUUCCACUCUUCCCACCGCAUCAGGUUGUUAGGAAGUACAUUCGGGAUUAUGCCGAGCGCUUCGACCUGCUGCGGUAUGUGCGCUUUGGGACACGUGUCACAAAGGCGAGGUUUGUUGAGGAGCCCCGCGGAUGGAGGGUGAGGAGUAGGGAGGAGAAUGGGUGUUCUGGGACAAGAAAUGGAGAUGCAGAUGGAGAGGGGGAGGGAGAGUUCUUCGACUAUCUCCUUGUGUGCGCGGGUCACUACAACCACCCGCGGACCCCGGCUUGGGAAGGCCUGCCGAAGUGGGAGAACAAGAGGAGACGGGUCAUCCACUCCAUCUACUACCGGAACCCGGACCCAUAUAAAGGCCAAACUGUUUUGGUCGUUGGAGAUGGGCCAUCGGCACGGGACAUCAGUGCCGAACUUGAGCCCGUAGCAAAGCAGAUUCAUCGGUCCUUUCCUUGCCCACCUCCACCGACUGCAGGGCAUGACGGUAUGUACAAUACCCCCGUCCUCCAUUCGCGCAUAUCCCGUUUCGAUCCCGUCACAGGACACGUACGAUUUGAGGACGGUUCCGUCGCGGAGGAUGUGGACACAGUGCUCGCCGCGACGGGUUACGAGUUUGUCUACGACUUCUUGAGGCACCGGGCACUCCCUGCGCUGCAAUGGCACAUGGUACCAACGAUAGAUCCACAGGCGUACGCGGAUGUGAAAGCCAAUGCGGAGUCACAACCAGUGCCCGCAUACGACGGACAGCGAGGUGGGAUGGUGGGAGGGAAGCCUGAAGAAGCCGCGCAUGAUCAUCCCAGCGAUCUGCACGACCCAUCACCACCACCAUCACCUCCACGGAUCUUAUUUCUCGGCGCCCCUAGCAAGGUGGCUCCUUUCCCGCUGUUCGAGGUGCAAGCGAUCGCUGCGACCCGCAUGCUGGCCGGCAAGUUUGACUAUGCGCAUCCUUCAGCGUCAUCAGCCGAAUCAGCAUUGCAAUCAAUAGGAACGGCAUCAUCGUUACCAACGACGGCCACCUACGAUUUCAGGCGCGCAACGACGACUCACGUUCUCGACGACAAGCAGUGGGCGUUCUGCGAUGCUCUCGCCCAAGCCAGCGGGGUGUUCCCUGAGCAGUGGAGCGUGCGGGCGUGGGUACCGCCGCUGUACGCCGUCAAGGCGAGUCUGAGGGAGGCGGCGCGGUUUGUUGGAAAACAGUGGAAGGAGCAGCAGGAGCAGGCAGGCAUGCAGGCGGCGUAGAUGUAGUAUCACUCACUAUACCUUGAUCGGAUUGAAGUGUAUCAUGGCCUAGUAGGCGUAGUGUAGAUGCGCCAAAUAAACCCGCACGUGACUCUAAGUGAGAUGCGCAGGCGAGACGCGCUUGGAAGGGGAUCGCUUCACAUCAAUCUGAUCUCACAAAAAG
Molecule: messenger RNA, 1723 nt
Organism: Fimicolochytrium jonesii
Lineage: Eukaryota; Fungi; Chytridiomycota; Chytridiomycetes; Spizellomycetales; Powellomycetaceae
Exons: 2
Coding region: 37-1560 (507 amino acids)
Molecular function (GO): NADP binding; N,N-dimethylaniline monooxygenase activity; flavin adenine dinucleotide binding
Source: RefSeq, a predicted model, not a curated record